AGUAGUUGAUAAAGAAGAUGAUUAAAGAAUGAAAAUAAAUAUAAUAUUUAGAAAAGACAAAGUCAAAGAAAGAUAUUGGUCAAAUGCAUUUAAGGAAGAUCUUGGUUUGGUCUUAGGAGUCAGAGUUGUGUAACUCAUGCUUUAACUCUUAAAAAAUUCUUAUUCUCAUUCUUAAAUUCUCUCUCUCUCUCUCUCCUUCUCUUAAUUAAAACUCAUUUAACAAAAUUCAUUCAUAAACCCAAUAAUUAAAACUCAAAACUGAUGAUCAUAAACUGAUUCUACUUGAAACCUCCUUCCCAACUCUCUCUUAAUUAAUCCCCACCUUACCCUUCUUCUCCAAAUCCCAUCUCUCUCUCUCUCUCUCUCUAAACCGCCAUGGGAGACCAAGAUGAGCUCUGCAACACCAGGCUUGGCCUUGCCUUAGGAUUUGGCGAUUAUGUUCCAAAAAAGAUGCAGAAAGCCAACAAACAGCCCAAGUUCUUGUCUGACCUCUCUUUCUCUCUCAUUCCAAGACAGGAAUCCGCCAUUAACAUGCAGCUUCAAGCUAAUGAACCCUCCAAGGAUUCCUCCUUUGGAAUUAGUAGAGAUCGGUCAUCCACUAAUUAUAAUUGCAACGCCAUUAGUGGUGGAUUAGAAAGAGAGAGAAAAAAGCUUAGGCUUUCCCAAGAACAGCUCACUUUGCUUGAAGAAACCUUCAAACUUCACACCACCUUGAAUCUGGCCCAGAAACUAGCACUUGCCCAGCAAUUAAACCUCAAAGCUCGACAAGUGGAAGUUUGGUUUCAAAACAGGCGUGCAAGGUCGAAAUUGAAACAAACAGAAGUAGAUUGCGAGUUCUUGAAGAAAUAUUGCGAAAGGCUGAAGGAAGAGAAUGGAAGGUUGAAGAAAGAGUUGCAGGAAUUAAGAUCCACAAAACUUGGAGCUUCACAAUUGUAUAUUCAGCUACCUAAGGCGGCGACGCUCACAAUUUGUCCCUCAUGCGACAAAACUACGAGGCCGGCCGCCGCCGUGGAGGCCCAUUCUCCGCCACAAUAAUUUUCUUUUUUUUAUUACAGAAAAAAAAGAAUUAAUUCAAUUCUCAAUAACAAUACAAUCUCUUUAGAUUAUUAGAAUUAAUCUAAUCUAUGUUAUGAAAAGAAAAAGAAGCAUU
Messenger RNA from Cucurbita moschata (crookneck pumpkin), 1150 nucleotides. Its product is annotated as homeobox-leucine zipper protein ATHB-4-like. Bases 376 to 1035 code for a protein of 219 amino acids. The record is from RefSeq and is a predicted model, not a curated record. Gene Ontology annotation, molecular function: DNA-binding transcription factor activity, RNA polymerase II-specific; sequence-specific DNA binding. Gene Ontology annotation, biological process: regulation of DNA-templated transcription. The transcript is spliced from 3 exons. Lineage: Eukaryota; Viridiplantae; Streptophyta; Magnoliopsida; Cucurbitales; Cucurbitaceae.